Molecule: messenger RNA, 1518 nt
Organism: Lodderomyces beijingensis
Lineage: Eukaryota; Fungi; Ascomycota; Pichiomycetes; Serinales; Debaryomycetaceae
Source: the annotation of a GenBank genome assembly
AUGGCUACAACAACCUCAACAACGUCGUCAUCAGUGCCAGUGCCAGCUGAAGCUGGUGCAGCUUCAACUGACCAGUUGGAAGUGGUGGAAGUCACCAAGUUAAAUGCCAUUGCUGCCGGUACCAACAAGAAAGUACCAAGAAUCGUGGCUGCUGGUUUGGGUGGCAGACUAAUGGGCACUGCCGACAUGGUCAAGGUCACUGCUGAACAAAUCACCCAAGACUCAAUGGAGUCGUUGGCUGAAAAAGACGCCAGAGAAAAAGCUAAAUACCAAAACCAAAAACAUAUUAGUGAAGAGCCAUGGACGAGAGACAAUUUUAUGGCCAAGAUUAACUGGCUUAACGUUAUUCUCACGGUUGCAUUCCCCACUUUUGGAUUUUUCAGUGCCAUUUGGUCACCACCACAAAUCAAGACUUUGGUGUUGGCCUUCACCCUCUAUGUGUUUAGCGGGCUUUCCAUCACUGCUGGCUACCACAGAUUAUACUCGCACAAGGCCUAUGAUGCUGCUUUACCAGUGAGGUUAUUCUUUGCCUUUUUUGGUGCUGGUGCCAUUGAAGGCUCGAUUAAAUGGUGGGGCCACAGUCAUCGUGUCCACCACCGAUACACCGAUACGCCAAGAGACCCAUAUGACGCUAGAAGAGGCUUUUGGUACUCGCACAUGGGCUGGAUGUUGAUGAAGGCUAACCCCAAGAACAGAGCUAGAGCCGACAUUGCCGAUUUGACCAGUGACUGGGUGGUUAGAGUGCAGCACAGACACUACUUGUUGGUGAUGUUGCUUUCGGCCUUUGUCUUGCCCACUGUUGUUGCCGGUUUGGGCUGGGGCGACUGGUGGGGUGGCUUUAUCUACUCGGGUGUCCUCAAGUCAUUUUUGAUUCAACAAGUUACCUUUUGCGUCAACUCAUUGGCGCACUGGAUUGGUGUCCAGCCUUUUGACGAUAGAAGAACCCCUAGAGACCACGUUUUGACUGCAUUUGUCACUUUUGGUGAAGGUUACCACAAUUUCCACCACGAGUUUCCCAGCGACUAUAGAAACGCUUUGAAGUGGUACCAAUAUGACCCAACCAAGAUUACCAUCUGGUGUUUGUCGAAAGUAGGCUUGGCCUGGAACUUGAAGAAGUUUUCUCAAAAUGCCAUUGAACAAGGUUUGGUGCAGCAGCAGCAAAAGAAGUUGGACAGAAUGAGACAAAAGUUGAAAUGGGGCUCCAAGGUCGAAGACUUGCCAGUGUGGACAAGAGAAGAGUUCAAGACGAGAGCCAAGGACGAAGGAUUGAUUAUCAUUUCCGGUAUCAUCCACAAUGUCAAGCUGUUUAUCAAGGACCACCCAGGUGGACAAGCAUUGAUCAGAGCCUCUUUGGGCAAAGAUGCCACCAAUGCAUUUAGCGGUGCUGUGUAUGCGCACUCUAACGCCGCACACAAUAUGUUGGCCACGAUGAGAGUUGCCGUGCUCAAGGACGUUGCUCACGAUGGUAACACCUUUGACGUGCAAGAAGCCAUCAUGGAGAAGGAGAAGCAGAGUUGA